UUAUAUGUUAAUAGUGUAAAUUAUGUAAAAUAAAUAAUUGUAUGAACUUACUGUAUCCUAUUGUAACCUCGACUGUACUCCAUCCGAUCGAUAUAACCAUACGGUUUUGACAGUUCAAUAGACAGAAGCUUGUCUAACUUUCGAAUCAUAUAAGCAGAAUUUCUCUUAUAUUUUAAUAAGGUAUCGUUGAUAUCUACGUUCAGAAACGUUUACAGAUUUAUUUCUGUAUAAUGAAGGUUUUGAAUUGAAAAAAAAUGAGAACUGAUUCGGUCAGUAAAAUAUAGGUUAAGCAUGAAUCUUCUAAAGUAACUGCAUUUCUUUGGAAUAAGCAAAAAUGGAUAAUGUUGCAACUGCAGAGUGUUUGACUCUUGAUUUCGGACCUUUUGAAACGGUUCAUCGUUGGCAGCGUCUGCCAGAAUGCGACGAAUUUGUUGGCGACAGGCGUAGCAAACACACUAUUGUAGCAUACAAAGAUGCGAUAUAUGUUUUUGGUGGUGAUAAUGGUAAAAGAAUGUUGAAUGAUUUGUUACGAUUUGAUGUGAAAGAAAAGUCCUGGGGACGUGCAUUUGCAACAGGAGCAGCUCCUGCUCCACGCUAUCAUCAUUCAGCAGUUGUGCAUGAUUCUUCUAUGUUUGUAUUUGGUGGUUAUACUGGUGACAUACAUUCCAAUUCAAAUCUCACCAAUAAGAAUGAUUUAUUUGAAUAUCGAUUUCAUACUGCCCAGUGGACAGAAUGGAAAUUUAUCGGGAAAACUCCAGUUGCUAGAUCUGCACAUGGAGCUGCUGUGUAUGACAAUAAGUUAUGGAUAUUUGCAGGGUAUGAUGGUAAUGCUAGACUAAAUGAUAUGUGGACAAUAUCAUUAUUACCUGGAGAACCCAGGGUAUGGGAGGAAGUUGCACAGUCUGGUGACUGUCCACCAACAUGUUGCAAUUUUCCCGUUGCCGUAGCACGUGAAUCGAUGUUUGUAUUUAGCGGUCAGAGUGGAGCAAAGAUCACCAAUAGUCUCUUUCAGUUUCAUUUUCGAGAGAAACGGUGGACGCGAAUUUCAACCGAACAUAUUCUCCGCGGUGCACCGCCACCACCAGCGCGUCGAUACGGUCACACCAUGGUCAGUUUUGAUAGGCAUCUUUAUGUAUUUGGCGGUGCUGCUGAUUCUACCUUGACUAACGAUCUGCACUGCUAUGAUCUUGAUACCCAAACGUGGAAUAUCAUUUUACCAUCAGCUGACAGUCAGGUUCCAUCUGGUCGAUUGUUCCAUGCGGCAGCCGUAAUUGGAGAGGCAAUGUUCAUUUUUGGCGGAACAGUCGAUAAUAACGUUCGAUCUGGAGAAACAUAUCGAUUUCAAUUUUCAUCCUACCCAAAGUGCACUUUGCAUGAUGAUUUCGGAAGGUUAUUAAACAGUCGCCUUUUUUGCGACGUCGAAUUUGUGGUAGGUGAUUCGGAAACAAAAAUACCAGCCCAUAUAGUAAUGGUAGCAGCACGUUCUCAGUUCCUUAGAGCUCUUAUCAGGCAAGAGCGGGAGAAGCGAGAUAAACAUUUGGAGGAAGUGUUUGGUACUGUAGAUGUACCAAUAAAAGAUUUGCCGUUAUUAGAGGUAAGGCUAACAGACGCUGUACCGGAAGCUUUCGAAAUGGUAUUGAAUUACAUAUACACUGAUCGAAUCGAUCCAACGAAAAGAAGCACGGAUGGUUCGAGCAAAAGCGUCGAAGAUCCAUUGAGCAAUCGAAUCGUGCUUCUUAUGAUGGAUGUGUAUCGUUUAGCUCUACAAUUCAAUAUGAAGCAAUUGGAACAGCUAUGUGUUCAAUAUUUGAAAGCAACCAUCAGUCAUGCCAACGUAUUAGAAGCAUUACACAAUGCUGCUCAUUUGAAACUGUAUUUCAUAAAAGAGUUUUGUUUAAGUUUUGUGGUCAAAGAGGGUAAUUACCAUCAAAUUGUCAUGAGCAAAGAAUUUGAGACACUGGAUCAACCUUUGAUGGUUGAAAUUGUUAGAAAAAGACAAACGCCUUUUAGCGAAGCUUUUCCUAGAAAAUGUGACCUUAGCACAGGGACAACAUUGGAACAAGAUAUGGAGGCAUUUUUGAAAAGAGUAGGUCGGCAAUUCUGUGAUAUAACCUUAAUGUUAGAUGGCGUACCAAUUCCAGCUCACAAAGCGAUCCUUGCAGCACGCUGUAGUUAUUUCGAAGGGAUGUUCCGUUCGUUCAUGCCAGAAAAUAAUAUAGUCAAUAUACAAAUCGGAGAAAUGAUUCCAUCUUCUGAGUCGUUCGAUUCUUUGUUAAGGUACAUUUACUACGCAGAUGUUUCGAUGCCUCCCGAAGACUCUUUAUAUUUGUUCACCGCGCCAGGGUUUUAUGGUUUCACGAACAAUCGAUUGCAAGCAUUUUGUAAGCAAAAUCUUGAAAUGAACGUAACAUUCGAAAACGUGAUACAAAUCUUAGAAGCUGCAGAUAGAAUGCAAGCUGCUGACAUGAAGAAGUAUGCCUUGAAUCUUAUCGUACACCAUUUUACGAAGGUUGCAAGGCUUCCUAGACUGAAACAAUUAAGUCGAGAACUUUUGUUGGAAAUUUUGGAAGCAUUGGCAGAUGAACGUAGCGAGGCACGAACGUGUCAAGAUAUGACAAACGAUUGCUGACGGAUUCCUGCCUCGCACCGUCGACCUGCGAGUGUGCAAGCAGGAACGUUUCAGGAUCACGGACUAUCAUCGACGGUGUCUAUGUAAAGUCAAUUCAGAAGCGGAGACUGUAUAAAUAUUUUCUACUUAUUAUACAACGUAA
This is a messenger RNA of Megachile rotundata (alfalfa leafcutting bee), 2771 nucleotides long. It is a transcript of the gene Lztr1, whose product is annotated as Leucine zipper like transcription regulator 1. The record is from RefSeq and is a predicted model, not a curated record. Gene Ontology annotation, cellular component: Golgi apparatus. NCBI's taxonomy places the organism in Eukaryota, Metazoa, Arthropoda, Insecta, Hymenoptera, Megachilidae. Gene Ontology annotation, molecular function: protein binding.